Thunnus maccoyii (southern bluefin tuna) is the source of this 3595-nucleotide messenger RNA. RefSeq names its product melanophilin a (gene mlpha). The transcript has 15 exons. NCBI's taxonomy places the organism in Eukaryota, Metazoa, Chordata, Actinopteri, Scombriformes, Scombridae. Bases 40 to 1599 code for a protein of 519 amino acids. The record is from RefSeq and is a predicted model, not a curated record. Gene Ontology annotation, molecular function: small GTPase binding; actin binding; myosin binding. Gene Ontology annotation, cellular component: cortical actin cytoskeleton. Gene Ontology annotation, biological process: intracellular protein transport.
GUCAGUCAGUGGAUCAGCAGCAGCACAAACAGACGCGUCAUGGAGCGAAAACUGGAUCUGUCUCGUCUGACGGACGAGGAGGCGAAACACGUGUGGGAGGUGAUUCAACGGGACUUCAACCUGAGGAAGAAAGAGGAAGAGCGACUCGGCGAUCUGAAGACAAAGAUUGAGAAGGAGGACACGAAGCGAGAGCUGCUGGGCUCUCAGAGCAAAACGUCCGACUCGCUGUGCAUCCGCUGCCUGCAGCCCUUCAAGUUCCUGGUCAACAGCAAGCGUCAGUGUCUGGACUGCCGCAUGUUCACCUGCAAGUCCUGCAGCCGCUACAACAAGAAGGAGCACGGCUGGGUGUGUGACAACUGCCGCAUGACCAGGAUUUUGAAGAUCGGCACUGUGGGAUGGUACCAGGACAACGUACGAAACCGCUUCAAACGCUUCGGCAGUGCCAAGGUGAUGAGGUCACUGUACAAGAGGCUGAAUGGAGACGGUGGGCGUGAUGACGACACCCAGAGUAUGCCGGAUGUCCGCAGCCAUGUGUAUAACGGUAACGAGGACGAUCACGGAGAGACUGAAGCUCAGCGCUACAAAGUGAUGAGGAAGAGUAAACGUCUGCUGUCUGUUCAUCCUAUGGACUUCGACUCUGAGGAAUAUUUCCCUCAUUCACGGCGACCAUCCGUCCAGCAGCUUCAAGAGGAUCGAGGUUUCAGGAACGAUGUGGAUUAUGAUCCUUACAACCGUCGUGCAAACCGCAGGCAGAGUCUGGACCGCUACGCCAUGAGACCUGAUGAUUUGGGGGACAACAGGAUGGUUCGGACUCGCUCUCUCUCUAAGAUCAGCUCCUCGGUGGCUCGGCAGCAGUAUGUCGACACCUCUGACGAGGACGAGUACCAGAGAUACCCCCCCAUGUACCAACAGCCCCCCCACCGCCGCCGCAACAGCAGAGCCUCCUCCCAGGAGAACCUUGGUCAAGCCCCGCCCAUAAACGAGCUGAACAAACGCAUGUUUGCUAUUGAGAGUCUGCUGAGCCGCCUGGAGGAGAAGAUGACACCUGGUGACGAGGCAUCGACUCCGUCCGGUCACAACGAGGAGGACAAGCUGAGGAGGAAGCUGAGCGAGCUGGCGGGGACCCUGAGCGAUAAGGGCCUGUCGUCAGAUGAUGAGGCUGGGAAGAAGUCCUUCUCUGUGGGUAAAGGUUCAGCCGGCAUCAGGGGCGGCCCGGCGAUCAAUCUGGACUCUCUGAGGGACAAAGAGCUGAGCUCGUCCAGCGACGAGAUGCCCACAGAGGCUCAGAAGGUGUACAUCGCAGCCGGUCAGUCGUACGAACUGGAGUCAAAGCUGCGGCGACUCGAGCAGAGCGCCAAAAACCGCUUCGGAGGGACGACAGACUCGGAGCUGUCGGAGCUGGAGGACGUGGUGGCGCUGACUGCCGCCAGGGUGCAGAGCGCCGAGAGCGAGGUGUCUGAUAUCGAGAGUAAGAUCGCUGCUCUGAGCGCCGCCGGAUCAAAGAAAAAGAUUUAUGGAUCCCAUCAGAGGAAAAAGUCAACACAAGACGUUUCCAAAUCGGCCAACGGAGCUCAGUGGAAAUCCAACAACAUGUUCUGAACCCGCCAAGGUGAAAAACUCAAGAAAUGAUCUUGUUGUUGCUGAAAUCAGCUUCCUGUUUGUUUGUUUUUCUGCUAAAUCAUCAGAUUCAACAAAACUCCUCUUUGUUUGUUUGUUUAAUCCUCUUUAAAGUUAUAGAACUAUAAACUGACAUUUACAAAAUAAAACAAGUAAAAUUAUGUUUUAUUGCAACAGAAAAAAACAAAAACAACACAUUCAUUCAACGAUUUGUAAAAGAAAAUCACAUUUUUAACUCAUCUGUUUGAAUCUUAGACUGAUUUUGUGUUUAAAAAACAAGAAAAUGUUUUAACUAAAUGUGCCCAGAACAUAAUUUUAAAGAAUUUUGAAAAUGUAUAGUUUAUAUUUCAGCCAUACGUAGUUUAUUACAUCUUAAAUGCAGCAUCUGCCCCAAAAACGCUGAACUACAGAUUCAAAUCUUUAUUUGUAACAUAAACAAUCACGCAGUGCAAAUAUUCAAUACAAAGACCUUUUUAAAACAGAAAUAUUAUAAAGAUCAAAUUAUAAAAUCAGUUUAUACAAUUCAGAAUUUUAAAAAGUGAAAAUUUCUAAAAUAAAAUAUAAAAGAUAAACACAUCAAAGAUUCAGAUACAAUUACAAGUAAUUAAAGAAAUACAAUAAAACUAAAAAAAGCACAAAAAACACUAAAACAAACAAAAGUGAACUUAAACUGAAAACUAAAUAUAUUAAAUAUUUUUUAAAAUCUAGAGAAAAUCCAUAAAUCUCAGCAUGUUCAGAGAUAAAAACAUUAUUUACUUCUGAGAUGAUUCACUGACAUGAAACAUGAAAUAAAAUGUUAUAAUUUAGGAAUCACUGAGAUUUCUGCUGUACUUGAAUCUGAAAAUAAAAUAAUGUUCCAUUAAAACAAAUAAACUGAUGAAAAAUGAAUAAAAUACGUUUAAAUAAAUAAAAAAUAAGUUUUGCAUCAUUUUGAUUUAUUAAAGUCAUAAUCUUGAAGAUUUGAUUGGAAUCGCUGAAUGAGCCUGCUGAUGACAGUGUUAUGAUUAUUACAAACCGGGUGGCGACUUUCCCGCCACGGUUUCCAACCAGCGGAGUUGACGCAACCUCUGCUGCGCUGUGCCCCGCCCCUCGCCGCCACAAACCCCGCCCAUCGCCACUCUAAACCCCGCCCAUCGCUGCUCCAAAUCCCGCCCCUCGCUGCUCUGAGCCCCGCCCCUCGCUGAUCCAAACCCCGCCCCUCGCUGCUCUGAGCCCCGCCCCUCGCUGCUCCUCACAUCAGAGAAGAGACAAAGCAGUGCGGCCAUGAAUGACAACUCACACUGAGCUGAAAUGAAACAAGUGGACAUAAAUUAGGUAAAUAACAUAAAUAACAGUUUGUGUUGUGUUUUGUUGUCAUUUAUGGUCACACUGUAUCCUCCACUCGUGUUUCAGCGACGGCUCCUCGUGAGUGUGUGUUUGCAUUAAAAGCUUCACAAGUAAAAAGCCAAUGAGAGCAAUUUAUUAAUGUUAUCUGCACAAAAGAACAACACAACUGCAGUUACAACUUAUCACCACACGGUGCCGCCAAAGAGAACAAAACAAAGAUCUUUGAGAUUAUAACUUUAAAAAACAAAUAUAUAAAACUUAAUCAUAAAUAACUGAGUCAUGAAUGACUUAACGAAGAUAUUUACUCCUUCUAAUGAUUAAUUUCUUUAAUCCUGGCAGUAUUGAGCCUCCAUACAUUUCAGCUGGUUAUAAGAAAUAACUGAUCAUUUGAACUGAUGUGAUCAAUAAACUUUAUUUGCUCCUGAAAAAAAAACCCCAUUGUUUCCUAUUUGCUGAUAAAUGUAUUGAUCGAUCGACAGGUGUUUGAUAUUGAUUAUCAGUGUUACAAUCAGAUGAUCUUUGUUUAGAAGAUGACAAUUGUUUUGAUCCUUUGAUUGAUUACAGAUUAUAGAUACUAUUAUUGAUAAGAACGUGUUGUGUUGCUCUGUCUGUAUCAGUGUUUGGCUUUCUGUUCAAUAAACUAUAGAACCAA